Penicillium malachiteum is the source of this 1230-nucleotide messenger RNA. RefSeq names its product alkene reductase. NCBI's taxonomy places the organism in Eukaryota, Fungi, Ascomycota, Eurotiomycetes, Eurotiales, Aspergillaceae. The record is from RefSeq and is a predicted model, not a curated record. The coding region runs from base 1 to 1230 and encodes 409 amino acids. Gene Ontology annotation, molecular function: FMN binding; oxidoreductase activity. The transcript has 3 exons.
AUGACUAUCCACUAUCUCGAGGACGAACACUCCGCUCUGUUUCAGCCUUUGGCUAUUGCAAAUGGCGGAAUUACCCUCAGCCACCGUGUCGUCCAUGCGCCUUUGACCCGUAAUCGUGGAGUUCCGGAGAAGGAGAUCAGUACUCCCGAUGCUCCUAAUCGAGUUUGGAUUCCUGGGGAUUUGAUGGUUGAGUAUUAUUCCCAGCGCGCCACAGAAGGAGGUCUGAUCAUUUCAGAGGGUAUUCCACCUUCACUUGAGAGCAAUGGAAUGCCCGGUGUUCCCGGUCUAUUUACCCCCGAACAAACCAUUGGUUGGAAAAAGGUCGUCGAUGCCGUUCACGCAAAAGGGGCCUUCAUUUACUGUCAACUCUGGCACGCCGGAAGAGCCACAAUCCCCCAGAUGACUGGAUCCGCGGCUGUGUGUCCCUCGGCAAGCGUGUGGGACUCACCCACUGAAUGCUAUUCGCAUCCUCCUGUUGGCUCCACCGAGUACUUUUCCGUUCCAUACGCCAACCACCCACCUAUUGAAAUGACUGUUGACCAUAUCCAACGGACCAUCCAGGACUAUUGCAAGGCUGCCAAGACAGCUAUGGAAAUAGGGUUUGAUGGCGUGGAGAUCCACGCUGGUAAUGGAUAUCUUCCUGAGCAGUUCCUUAGUUCCAACAUCAACAAGCGCACGGAUACCUACGGAGGCUCUCCGGAAAAGCGCUGUCAGUUUGUUUUUGAACUAAUGGGGAAACUUGCAGAGACGAUUGGGGAACAGAAUUUGUCUAUUCGUCUUUCGCCUUUUGGAUUGUUUAAUCAGGCUCGUUCGGAGCAGAGGGUCGAGACUUGGACUUAUCUUUGUGAGGAAUUGAAGAAGACUCAUCCGACUCUUUCAUACGUUAGCUUUAUUGAGCCGCGCUAUGAACAAAUUUUCAGCGAGGAUGAGAAGGACGGGUUCCUGCAGAGUUGGGGUCUUAAGGAUGUUACUCUUGACCGAUUUCGGGAUAUCUUUGGCGAGACUCCAUUCUUUUCGGCCGGUGGCUUUGACAAUAAGAACUCUUGGGGUGUGAUUGAGUCUGGAAAGUAUGAUGGUCUUCUGUAUGGUCGAUACUUCAUCAGCAAUCCGGAUCUGGUGCACAGACUCAAGAGUGGCUUGCCUCUAGCUCCAUAUGAUCGAAGUCGAUUCUAUGGACCGUUCGAGGACAAUGCUAUUCACUACACGGACUACCCGUGCGCCGAUAAAUGA